CUGCUGUUAGGUACCAUCUUGUAGCCCUGGAAGUCGCCGCUGCUGCUGCACCAACAUUCACCAACCUGACGGAGUUAGAUAUGAAUCCGGUCCACUCAGAAAGCAAGGAGGACAUGGCCACCAAGGAGAAGCUGCAGUGUCUCAAAGACUUCCACAAGGAUAUCCUGAAGCCAUCCCCAGGGAAGAGCCCAGGCACACGGCCUGAGGAUGAGGCUGAGGGGAAGCCCCCGCAGAGGGAGAAGUGGGCCAGCAAGAUUGACUUUGUGCUGUCCGUGGCUGGCGGCUUCGUCGGCUUGGGCAACGUCUGGCGCUUCCCGUACCUCUGCUACAAAAAUGGUGGAGGUGCAUUUCUCAUACCAUAUUUCAUUUUCCUGUUUGGGGGCGGCCUGCCUGUGUUUUUCCUGGAGGUAAUCAUAGGCCAGUACACCUCCGAAGGGGGCAUCACCUGCUGGGAGAAAAUCUGCCCCUUGUUUGCCGGCAUCGGCUAUGCCUCCAUUGUGAUUGUGUCCCUCCUGAACAUAUACUACGUUAUCAUCCUGGCCUGGGCCACGUACUACCUGUUCCAGUCCUUCCAGUCGGAGCUCCCCUGGGCAAACUGCAACCACAGCUGGAACACGCCCCAGUGCUUGGAAGACACCUUGCGCAGGAACAAGAGCCUGUGGAUCUCCCUCAGCACCACCAACUUCACCUCCCCCGUCACCGAGUUCUGGGAGCGUAAUGUGCUGAGCUUGUCUUCUGGAAUUGACGAACUGGGCGCUCUGAAGUGGGACCUUGCUCUCUGCCUUCUCCUCGUCUGGCUCGUCUGUUUCUUCUGCAUCUGGAAGGGCGUCAAGUCCACGGGCAAAGUCGUUUACUUCACUGCCACUUUCCCGUUCGCUAUGCUCCUCGUGCUGCUGGUCCGGGGACUGACGCUGCCCGGUGCAGGCGCAGGCAUCAAGUUCUAUCUGUACCCCGACAUCAGCCGCCUGGAGGACCCACAGGUAUGGAUCGAUGCUGGGACCCAAAUAUUCUUCUCCUACGCCAUCUGCCUGGGGGCCAUGACCUCGCUGGGGAGCUACAACAAGUACAAGUACAACUCGUACAGGGACUGUAUGCUGCUGGGAUGCCUGAACAGUGGUACCAGUUUUGUGUCUGGCUUCGCAAUUUUUUCCAUCCUGGGCUUCAUGGCACAAGAGCAAGGGGUGGACAUUGCUGAUGUGGCUGAGUCAGGUCCUGGCCUGGCCUUCAUUGCCUACCCGAAAGCUGUGACGAUGAUGCCGCUGCCCACGUUUUGGUCCAUCCUUUUUUUUAUUAUGCUUCUCUUGCUUGGACUGGAUAGCCAGUUUGUGGAAGUGGAAGGACAGAUCACGUCCUUGGUUGACCUUCACCCAUCCUUCCUAAGGAAGGGUUUCCGCCGGGAAAUCUUCAUCGCCUCCAUAUGUUGUGUCAGCUACCUGCUGGGGCUGACCAUGGUGACGGAGGGUGGCAUGUAUGUGUUUCAGCUCUUUGACUACUAUGCAGCUAGCGGUGUAUGCCUUUUGUGGGUUGCAUUCUUUGAAUGUUUUGCUAUUGCCUGGAUAUAUGGCAGUGAUAACUUUUACGACGGUAUUGAGGACAUGAUCGGCUACCGGCCCGGGCCCUGGCUGAAGUAUAGCUGGGCCGUGGUCACCCCGCUUCUCUGUCUUGGAUGUUUCAUCUUCUCUCUCGUCAAGUACGUACCCCUGACCUACAACAAAGUCUACGUGUACCCCAACUGGGCCAUCGGGCUGGGCUGGAGCCUGGCCCUGUCCUCCAUUGUGUGCGUCCCCUUGGUCAUGGUCAUCCGCCUCUGCCAGACGGAAGGGCCAUUCCUCGUGAGACUCAAGUACCUGCUGACACCGAGGGAACCCAACCGUUGGGCCGUGGAGCGAGAGGGGGCGAUGCCCUACAGCUCCCGCAUGUCCGUUAACAGCACGCUCAGGAAACCAACCCACAUCAUAGUGGAGACCAUGAUGUGA
Lipotes vexillifer (Yangtze River dolphin) is the source of this 1976-nucleotide messenger RNA. It is a transcript of the gene SLC6A6, whose product is annotated as solute carrier family 6 member 6. Gene Ontology annotation, biological process: sodium ion transmembrane transport; neurotransmitter transport; taurine transmembrane transport. Gene Ontology annotation, molecular function: gamma-aminobutyric acid:sodium:chloride symporter activity; taurine:sodium symporter activity. The record is from RefSeq and is a predicted model, not a curated record. The transcript has 14 exons. Bases 81 to 1976 code for a protein of 631 amino acids. Gene Ontology annotation, cellular component: plasma membrane; cell projection. Lineage: Eukaryota; Metazoa; Chordata; Mammalia; Artiodactyla; Lipotidae.